This is a messenger RNA of Laetiporus sulphureus 93-53, 558 nucleotides long. RefSeq lists its product as uncharacterized. Lineage: Eukaryota; Fungi; Basidiomycota; Agaricomycetes; Polyporales; Laetiporaceae. The coding region runs from base 1 to 558 and encodes 185 amino acids. The record is from RefSeq and is a predicted model, not a curated record. The transcript is spliced from 2 exons.
AUGAAGUGGGCAAAGCGGACGUGGGUGGAGUGCAUCGGAUCCAACGCGUUGCGGGCCUGUCUUCUUGCCAUGCGGAUGAAGUGGGAGGAAGAGAUGCGGGAGGCGGCGAGGCUUCUUCCCGUUCAAAAGUGUGACUGGUGCCCAGAGAUGGAGGGCAUACCCGCUCCACACUAUCGCAUGAUCCUUCAAUGCCGAUUGAAUUGCCAAAAACACAUCAUGGAUAAAUUCAGUAACGGCUGUUACAGCCCCUCCCAACUACCGCAUUGGAGUAAGAGCAUAUCCUUGGAAUUGCGACAAUAUGGCCUCCACUAUCAGCACCUCUGGUACCGGGCAAGACUGCCUGCGUUAACCCAUGGCAAAGACGGAGCAGGACCAGCUCGAGAUGUCACUUUGGCGAUGCCUGCCAUAGAACGUGCUGGCAUAAGAAAAAUCAAUCACUAUUAUCGUUACGAUGACGACGACAGCCAGAAUGAUGCAUGGCAACAGUUGGUCAAAUCGAGUAAAGAGCUGGAAGAUGCAUUUGCAGUCGCCCUUUCCGAUCUUAAAGUGCUCGAUUAG